GAGCCGUUGUGGGUUCACUUAGCAACCGCUUCGCUUAACGACCAAGUGGCUGCUUCCCCGCCAUGGGGUCGCUAAAGGAGCGUUCCCUGCAAAGAUUCAAGCAACUUGAAAGGCAAUUAAAAAUGGGUUGCACAGAGUCCAAGUUCAACAUCCUCCCAGGAAAGGGAAAGCAGAGAGAGAACUCGAACUCGACUCUGGAUGUCCGUUAUACCACCGAACCCACCAUCAAGCAAAUGGGCAUCAAAGGAUCUAAGGUCCAGGAGACAGAUGAAUUGGAGGAUUUCGUCGUGUUGGCCUUGUACGACUACGAAGCCAUUCACAGGGAGGACCUCAGUUUCCAUAAAGGGGAUCGUCUCAAGAUUUUAGAGAAGUCGGGCGAGUGGUGGCGAGCCAAGGCCCUUUCGACCAACAAAGUGGGCUUCAUCCCCAGCAAUUAUGUGGCCAGGAUCAACUCCCUGGAGACGGAAGAGUGGUUCCUGACAGGCAUGAGCCGGAAGGAUGCCGAGCGUCACUUAUUGGCUCCAGGAAAUUUUAUUGGCUCGUUCAUGAUCCGAGACAGUGAAACAAGCAAAGGGAGUUACUCCCUCUCCGUCCGAGACUUUGAUUCCCAAAACAAAAUGGACGUGGUGAAACACUACAAGAUUCGAACCCUGGACGACGGGGGCUUCUACAUCUCUACCCGGACCAACUUCAGCACUCUGCAAGAACUGGUCAGCCAUUACAAAGGGAAAACCGAUGGAUUGUGUCAGAAGCUGAGUCACCCCUGUGUGUUGCCGAAGCCCGAAAAACCCUGGGAGAAGGAUGCCUGGGAAAUCCCCAGGAGCUCCCUAAAAAUGGAGAAGAAGUUGGGGGCCGGACAGUUUGGAGAAGUCUGGCUGGCCACCUAUAACGCCCACACCAAAGUGGCUGUGAAGACCAUGAAGCCAGGCAGCAUGACGGUGAAGGCCUUCCUGGAAGAGGCCAACAUCAUGAAGACCCUGCAGCAUGACAAGCUAGUCAGACUCCAUGCGGUGGUGACCAAGGAAGAACCCAUUUUCAUCAUCACCGAAUUCAUGGAGAAAGGUGAGAACCAGCAUUCCUCAUCGUGACCUAACUUUGAAUGGUCACUAUAUGAAUGG
Notechis scutatus (mainland tiger snake) is the source of this 1118-nucleotide messenger RNA. The record is from RefSeq and is a predicted model, not a curated record. Lineage: Eukaryota; Metazoa; Chordata; Lepidosauria; Squamata; Elapidae.